Molecule: messenger RNA, 1779 nt
Organism: Hydatigera taeniaeformis
Lineage: Eukaryota; Metazoa; Platyhelminthes; Cestoda; Cyclophyllidea; Taeniidae
Source: the annotation of a GenBank genome assembly
AUGGAUGAAUUUAACCGUCUUUACAUUCUUGGAGAAAAAAUUGGAGAGUAUGGUCCCAUAUUUCGUCUAACUGCCAUUUUUAGCGGAAACUUUGCAGAAGUCAAAGUUUGUGAGUGCCGAAGUUCAGGUCAAAAAUACGCGGCAAAAAUCAUAAAGAUGAAGCAAAAGACUGUUUUUGGUCACUAUGAUCCUAAUUCUCGUGGUAUGACGCCAGAAGAAGUUGAGCGUGAGGUUCAGGUGCUACGAUCUAUCGACCACCAUACGAUUGUUAAACUCUAUGAGAUAUUUCAGCACGAUGAUUACUCCAUAAUUCUUCUUGAAUUAGUUAACGGUGGGGAGCUUUUUGCUCGAGUUGCUGAAUUUGAGCAUCUGGAUGAACACGAGGCAGUUUAUUUUAUCGCUCAAAUUCUACUUGGUGUCAACCAUAUGCAUCAGCUUGGGAUCGUUCAUCUAGACUUAAAGCCGGAAAAUAUAAUGAUAGAGGACAUGGAGACUAAACGAAUAAAGAUAAUUGACUUUGGGCUCGCCCGACGGUUAAAUCCAAAUGAGGUUAUUCAAGACAUGGCCGGCACACCCGAAUUUUGCGCACCUGAAAUUGUCAAUUUCGAUCCCAUCACCUUCGCAACUGACAUGUGGGCUAUUGGUGUGAUGACAUACAUUUUACUCAGUGGCAUUUCACCAUUCGCUGGUGACACUCAAGUUGAAACAUUCCAGAAUAUUCUAGAGUGUUCCGUCACCUUCGAUCGCGAAGAAUUCCUAGAUGUCUCUUCCGAGGCACGUGAUUUUAUAACUCGGCUUCUACGAAAGAAUCCACGAAAGCGAGACACGGCUUCGGAGUGCCUUCGACAUCCGUGGGUUGCGACGGUCAUAAGACAAUUUACUGGUGAGCCAGAGAUCAUACAGAAGAUCGACCUCAACGGUGUUGGUGCUUUGAAGACCUCUCUCUUCUCAUCGCUGAAUGGAUCGAAUCGGGUAGGAGACGGUUUAUCGAACAAGGUGACACGAAAGCAAAAGUCAGUGGAGGAGAAAAUCGAGACAUACAGUGGUCAGGAGCGAUACUACCACUCCCAGGUCAUUCAGAAGCUUAACCUCAAUGGAAUUUUGACGCAGGAAACACAUUCAAACUCCAAUUCGUCGAAUUCCUCUCCAAAGUUAAAGGAGGCAACUCGAAAAUGGAGCAUCAACGCAAAGUCAAGGGAGAACGAAAAGGCGACACUGGGCACAAAAGAUAGAACGUCCAUAAGAGAACCACAGAUUAUACAGAAAAUCAACUUGGAUGGCUUCCUUCCGUCGAUGUCGCAGCAUAACACUUCAACUCAAGUAAAGAAGAGCAUCGAAAAUUCCAAACCUGCCAAAGAGGUUGUCUACAAGCACAAGGUGGUACAAAUUAACGAAAAUUCGACAAAGGAGGCCUCAAGAGCGCCAAACAAACAGGAGAAGAGUCUAAUCUCUCGAUUGACCGAUCUACAAGUGAACGGUGAGCCGAAUGGUCGAAAAUCCAGUUGUGACUCCAUUCUUGGCAGGGCCUCCAAAUGGCUGGAAGCCACUAACAACGCCUUGGACAAGAAAUUUCGUCCAGCCUCAAAUGCUGCCACGGUCAGUUCCUUCCAUCGAGCACGCAAUGCCUUCAUUACUAAAAACAACUUAGCUGAAAGGAAGUUGGUGUUUACACGUGUUCGGCUAGCCGGAGAUAUGGAUCAGGCGUUACCCGGUUUCAGGUGGCGAGUAUUACCCUCCACCAACACCGUUUGUGAAGAAGGAGCUAAAGAGACUACUUAA